This is a messenger RNA of Colletotrichum abscissum, 390 nucleotides long. RefSeq lists its product as uncharacterized. The transcript has a single exon. Bases 1 to 390 code for a protein of 129 amino acids. The record is from RefSeq and is a predicted model, not a curated record. Lineage: Eukaryota; Fungi; Ascomycota; Sordariomycetes; Glomerellales; Glomerellaceae.
AUGCCUGGCCUACCCGUCACGUUUGCCGUGAUGGGUUAUACGGCAGUCCAGCGCCAUCAACGAAAACUUAGAACAACACCUGUCUGGCUGUUCAAUCCUCGCUUGAUUCCAUCACCGGACUGCGAACCAGCAUCUGCCAUGACUGCGCCUCUACGCGCCGCGCCUACCGACAGCAUCUUUGAGCAACGCGACCCUAUUGGGCGCUCGCACACGCUCGAUCCUGAUGGGGACGUGGUGCUUGUCCUAGAAAAUACGAAUCCAGCUUUCGCCCUGUGGGAUCCAUGCACCACCGCCGGGCUUCAGGAACUUAACCCGUGGUACGAUUCGCACUACCCGUGCUCGGAGACAAGGCCAAAUGGCAAAGCUGACCAUUUCGUACAGCCAGCCUGA